Molecule: messenger RNA, 4179 nt
Organism: Actinia tenebrosa (Australian red waratah sea anemone)
Lineage: Eukaryota; Metazoa; Cnidaria; Anthozoa; Actiniaria; Actiniidae
Source: RefSeq, a predicted model, not a curated record
UAUGAUCGAUUGUUCGAUGGCUGAAAACCUAGCAACACUAUAUUACAACAAAAGUCAAAUGCCUCCAGGAAAGGCCGAUCUCAAAUCUUUCUACCUUUUUGACUUCACAAUGUUCAUCGAUGCCCAUAACUGUGAAAAUCGAUCAAAGAAUUUUACAAUAAAAAAGAAACAUCCGAGACAAGCAAACACACACAAAAAACCUUAAAACUGCGGAAACAAACUUAAACGAAAAUUGAAAAUGUCUGAUGAACAACACAAAGUUACUUUGAAUUUGACCGUAGCCAAAGCAUUUCCAACAGUUGAAGAAGAAAUCCUCAAACCUAACACUAAAGGAAUUGGUGGUAUUAAGGGACGCCGACGUGUAUACGAAGCACCCAAACCUCAUCAUUACUUCCACAUUGAGUACAAACUGUUACCCGAUGAUGUAGAGCCAAUCAAGACUGAUAUUGUAACUUAUGGAGUUGCUGCAAAGAUAUACAUGGAAAAUGAAUCCAAGGUUUUGAAAACAUGGAGAGAAGGGAAUAAGACUUGGGUUGCCUGGACUCACAGUCACAAGUUAACGAUUACAAAAGACCUUCUCCUUAAAUUGUACGAUCACUCUCUGGAGCUCAAAAUAUGGGAUACAAAAGACAGAGUAUCUCCAAAAGCAAGAUUUGAUCGACCAAAAGCCUUCAGACUCCCAGCAAUAGGCGAAGAAGGAGACGAUAGCUGCGUUAGAUCACUAGUCAUGAAGCAAACAAAGUCGUUUCACAGUUUACAACCCAAAGAAUCUGUGAUAGAAACGCCAGCUGGUGUCGUAGAGACAAAUGGCGCGGAAUCAAAUCAGUCAAAGUCGCCGUCUAAAGCAGCUGAGCAAAAAAGUGAAAGCAAGCAGUCGGAUCCAAGUAGAGCUACAACAGCGCCAUCGUCAUACCCAUCCACUUCUAUCCCUGAGACUCCAACAACACCUGGUCAACAAAGCUUGGUACGCGUACAGGUCCGAAUCGAUGAAAAUCAUACUCCACAAUUUGGACGAAUCGCGCAACUCGCAGGAGUAACUCCACCCGUGCCGGACACGCCAAGAGAUGCUGAAACAUCAAGCAGGAUGUCAAAAUCCAAAGCUGAUGAAGCAAGACUGACUCCUAGACGACGGAAAUCAAAAACAGCAGCACAAAUGGAAGAGCUAGCGAAUAAACAAAAGAAACAUCUGCACGGUAAACACCCAAACAAACGAGAUGUAGCUGCUGCAGCCGCUGCCCACGUACGAGUCCACGGUACAGCCACUAUCUCCGUCAAGCUAUCCCAGCUUUUCUCUGGAAUCAAGACCACUACUGCUCGCCUUGAGAAGCCAUCUGGAAAUAUCCAAGACUUGUUGCUUUCAGUGACCCUUGAUAAUCAACUUUUGUCAGAAACACAGAGAAAAGAACUUAAUCCUAUGGUAAUACAAGUGAAUUCAGCCAGCAGUAUGCCAAAUACUCCGUUAUCCUAUCAGCAGUUGAAGGAAAAGUGUAAACCAGUGCAUCUAGAAUAUCAGUUUUAUAACCAAAACAAGCAUACAAGUAAAGGUCGUGAGCAUGGUCGUGAGAUCUUCUGGUCAGACAUCAGCGUGGUUCUCCUUGGGACUAUUAAUAAAGAUUUGCUAGCAGAAUAUCUACAAGGACCUCCCUUACAGAUCGAGGUCCAUGACAGGGACCGUAAGAUUAAAAGCCAGAAAACAAAACCUUCGAUUUUUGGAGAGAUUCCUGAGGAUGAAAUGAUCAAUAAUGUGGCUAUAGUGGCCGGACGGCGUACUACGCACAACCCAUUCCAAGGACGUGAAAAAACCUGGGAUCCAUAUGGAAUAGCAAAGUUUGAUUUAUCCGGCUUAUUACUUGGCCAAACACUACUUGAAUUACGAUCACCCAUUCACUGCUGUCCAAUCCCUGACACUAACCUUGGUCAUGAAGGUCCCGAUGGUGCCAUUGUUGGUCGUCCUGGAAACGUCGAUGGGCCACAGAGCAAGCCCAUGCCAACAGCCAACUAUCUAGAGGCAGGAAGCGAACUAAAGAUUAAAGUCAACCUGGCGUAUCCUUUAAGCACCACUGGUGAACGAGUUGAUACAUUCCCUACUGAAAAACCUGGUGUUCCUACAGAGUGUCCUUUUGGACGCAUUGUCUACAUAUUCAAGUACUCCAACAGUAAAUUUUUAAGACGAAUUCAAAACGAAGUGACCGCCAUCAAUGCUGAGGCACUGGAAUUAGAUUCACUCCCUCAGCACGUGAUCCAAGCCGCAUUAUCAACCUACAAGCUGUCCAAGGAUCAAAGGACGAGCACCACUCUUGAUAUUAUCACGGGAUUCCAGGUGUUGGAUGGACAGUUCCAUGUGUUUGUCCUCGAAGGAAUCGCUAAUGAAGGAAUUAAACGACUGUGGCAUGGACUACCCAGACCGCUUGAACCAGACCCAGAGGUAUUCAACGUCUUGUACAAUUCAGAAAUGACAUUUUCGAGUCGCUUGUACGCAUCUUUGGAUGUUGAUCUGUGUCGAGUCCGUCUGCAUGAACCACUUCAAUCCAUCGCAAAGAAUCCACUUUUGUAUGUCAGAGAUUUGGUCCCAAAACCGUGCUUUGAGGCACUCACUAAACUUGAUAAGAUUCUCAGAGUAACCAAGCUUCGGGAGGCUACCCAGUCAGACUUGUUUCCAAGUGCUGAAAUGAUCAUCUCCAUGAGUCGAGAGUUUGGCGUGCCCCUAUCCGCAGAAGACUUUGGAGAGCUAGAGGAAAUAGAGUCCACAAGACAACGUCAGGCCCUGAUAGGACUUGCAGCAACCAAACCUAGAAGACCAUGGACGCCUUUGCAGUCCCAUAACCUAUCGUACGAGAAAAAACUAAAGGAACGAAUGAAUACAGAUGAAAAGAAUUUUGUGCUGGAAAACAUAAAAAUUACAAAAGCUAUGGAAAGAGAAAGGCCGAGGACAAUAGCAGUCGACAGAUCUGAACUCUUUAUGGAAGUAGCCCACAAUUACAGCAUUCAAAGUUUGAAUACUACAGAACUGGCAAAGGAGAAACUAAGACAGAUGAUGUCCAGGGAAAAGGAUAGCUGCUUUACUUACUGUCCGAGAUUCAACUCGGCAAUUGUCCUACCUGUCGACCCUGGCGCCGUCAAAAAGAGAGAACAUUUGAAUUCAAUAGAGAAAUGGCGAACGCCACAUGGAUUUGUAUUCCCUGGGAAGAAAACGUCAAUCGAAUCGAACUUUCAUCAUAAGAAACCUGAUAGUGCGCGGCUUGAUGAACUUAACAAGCCAUGGAAAGAAAAUGUUCUUCAUUCUAGCAUUCUUAAACCAACAGUCGAUCGGGAAAUAUUUCCUUGGCCAUUUAGAGAUAAGGAUUUUGACAUAAAUCUCUCGAGACCUCGACCAACAUACUUGGAUCUGCAGCCCGUCAAGUCUAUUCAUGCGGCGGGAGAUAUCAAAGAACAAGAACUCCGUCAAUCACAAGAAGCAGCGGCAAAACUAUGGCAAGACAAGAUAGUCGUUGAUGAUCCAAUAUUUCGAACUCACCGUUGUUUGACGGAGACAGAGCUCAUAGCUCGUGGCCGAAGAGCUGCAAAUCAGCCUGCUAAAUUAAUUGGGCUGCUUAAGGACCCUCCAAAGAAGCUGGCGCUCCAAAAACCGGGAUUUUCGAUGCAUGAAAUCCCUUCACUGUCAGUCGUUUCUGAUCCCAGCGUUGACACUUUCGCAAGGAAGACCGGGAAAUUACAACCACGUGACAGCGAUGAUAAUUUGAAAAAUACCAAAGGUUUUAAUCCGGGACCUUUUGAAAACGAAGGGUGGUUAUUGGAGAAGAAUAAGAUUCCAAUCAUUGAUUCACAACACAAGAAGUAUGAAGCUUUACGAGGCCAAGACUUCUGGUUGUUCCACAAAGAGAAAGAUCCCGUUUAUCACAGGAGAAUUGAACCCCUUAUGUCUGAGGAAAAAGAUAAUUAUUUGUUUGCUGUUACGGACCCUUGCAGCUAAUAAUCUAUAGCACUAAAAAUCUCUCCACGAAAUACAGUCUAUUAAUAAUAUAUUUAUUUAUAAAUGUAUGGCUCAAAUAUAAUAUAUACUCCUAAUAACUAUGGAAUACAUGAAUGCAUUGCCGAGUUUCCAAUGCAAGAAGUAAAAUACUGAAUUUGGUCCACAAUUCUUGUAAGAAUAUAUGUACAUAUUAAAAACUAUUACUACGA